Messenger RNA from Strongyloides ratti, 381 nucleotides. RefSeq lists its product as hypothetical. The transcript has 2 exons. NCBI's taxonomy places the organism in Eukaryota, Metazoa, Nematoda, Chromadorea, Rhabditida, Strongyloididae. The record is from RefSeq and is a predicted model, not a curated record. Bases 1 to 381 code for a protein of 126 amino acids.
AUGAGUAAAAAAUUAAUAUUCCUCCUUUUGUUAAAUAUUUUUUUAUAUUGUUAUAGUUUACAUGUGAAAUCAAAAAAAAGUGAUUUAUAUUUAAGUUCACUUCAUGUACGUAAAAUUAAUGAUUCAGAGUUAUUUAUUAAUUAUAAUAAUAAAUCAGUGAUAAUCAAAAUUGAAAAUAAUUUAAAAUCUAAUAAAACAACAUUAAAUAUUUUGGAAGAUAAUUCAACAAGUUUUUUUCCACAAAUUUUAACAACAGUAGUUAAAAAGUAUGAUCAUCAAAAACAAAUCGAAAAUCGUUUAAGUCCUGUUGAUAUUAUAACUAUUGUAGCAAUUGGAUUUUUUAUCUUUUUUACCAUAGUAGUAUGUAAUUAUAAAUGUUAG